Lycium ferocissimum is the source of this 1997-nucleotide messenger RNA. Its product is annotated as transcription factor SRM1. The coding region runs from base 810 to 1679 and encodes 289 amino acids. The transcript is spliced from 2 exons. Gene Ontology annotation, molecular function: DNA binding. NCBI's taxonomy places the organism in Eukaryota, Viridiplantae, Streptophyta, Magnoliopsida, Solanales, Solanaceae. The record is from RefSeq and is a predicted model, not a curated record.
AUCUUGUGAUAUAAAAUAAGCUAAAAAUAUUUGUUUGAUUAUAAAUUAUCUCGUUAAGCAUAAAAGUAAAGUUUAACGUUAAAUUAUUAUCAAAUAAAAAAAUAUCUUAAUUUUUUUGGGACUGACCGGAAAGGAAGGUGUGUGUGGGACAGAGAGAGUAGUGAUUGGUUUUACUAUCUGUAACUCAGUUGAGGUUGUAUAGUAAAGUAAGAGCAGCAGAAAAAAAUGCUUUUGGUUGUGGGCCUGUGCUGUCAAAAUUGUUGUUAUCAAGAAUGGAAUAUUUGGCAGUUGGGGGAUCAGUAAGUGGCAAUUCAAAUAGUGUUGCUAUCCAAAUUUGGUAUUCUGGGUCUUUCAUAUAUGUUUGGAUUUAUCAUGCUAGUCAUUUUCAUGGUAAUUGGUUCAUAACCCUAAUUACCAGUGGAAUUGUAAUCACCGUCAGUAAUUAAAGGUGUCUAUGCUAUCCCCCUCCAAAAAUGCCAUUUAUUGCAUCUUUUGGUUUUAUUGGUUUCAGAUAUUUCUCAUGCUCUAACUAAACUUGGGUCCCUUUUCUUCAUCAAUAUGGUCAGCAAUUCACAAGUGUCCAGUUCUUGAUUUGGCGAAAGAAACCACCAUCAGUUUGUUUGGCUAUUUUUGGACUCCUUUGUUUCUCUUCUCAUUCAGCUCAUUGGCAGUCCAAUCUUCCAGUUAAAUUGUUGCUUAGCCAAUAACUCAGAUCACACUUUCCCUUGAGAUGAUUGUUCAAGCUUUUUUGUGGGACUGUUGAGCGAUUCACUUGCGUUUCGUUUCGAUCAAAAGUAAGAAGGGGUUAGAUGACAAUAGAUGAGUCAAGUAGCAGCAGCUCCAUAUGGAGUAGAGAGCAAGAUAAGGCAUUUGAGAAUGCCUUGGCAACUUACCCUGAGGAUUGUGAAGAUUGGUGGGAGAAAAUUACGUCUGAUGUUCCAGGGAAAACAUUAGAAGAGGUUAAGAAUCACUACGACCUCUUAAUAGAUGAUAUUAGCCGGAUCGAGUCCGGCUCUGUUCCUUUACCUUGUUAUAACUCUUCUUCAGACAGUUCUACAAGCCAUGGUGGUGAUGAAGGAGCAGGAAAGAAGAGUGCCAACUUAAAUGGUGAAUCAAAUCAUGGAGGUAAGUCUUCGAGGGCAGAUCAGGAGCGCCGCAAAGGCAUUGCUUGGACUGAGGAUGAGCAUAGAUUGUUCCUUCUUGGCUUGGACAAAUACGGGAAAGGUGAUUGGCGAAGUAUUUCCCGAAAUUUUGUUGUGACACGUACUCCUACACAAGUGGCCAGCCAUGCUCAAAAAUACUUUAUACGCUUAAACUCUAUGAAUAGAGACAGGAGACGAUCAAGCAUACAUGACAUCACCAGUGUCAACACUGGAGAAGUUUCAGUGCCUCAAGGUCCAAUUACUGGCCAAACAAAUGGUUCUUCUGCAGGAAGUUCUUCUAGCAAACCGAGCAAACAACCAACUCCGGCACCAGCUGCUCCCCCUGGUGUUAGCAUAUACGGAGCAACUAGCAUUGGACAACCAAUAGGAGGGGCCUUUGUUUCUGCAGUUGGCACACCAGUGAAUCUUCCACCGCCAACACAUAUGGCAUAUGGUGUCCGGCCUCCAAUGCCUGGAGCAGUUGUUCCUGGUGCUCCAAUGACCUAUCCAAUGCCACAUAUGUCUAUGCAUAGGUAGUACAAUUGUUUAGUUAUGAAAUUGUACAAAGUAAGAUCGUAGAGGCUUCUGCUUGUUCAGGCUUAAUACAAUCUUCUCACUUAGCAGUAUUAAUAUCUUUGUGAUAUCGCAUAAAUUUGACUUUCAUUGUCAAUUUAUCUUAUAGAUCCAAAAUAAAGCAUUGGGCAAGACUUCAUGUAUCUACGUAUGUGAUGUAGAAGCACCAAGAUAUAGGGCAAGUAACCUUCUUGCUUUAGGUAUGUAGGAAUCUUCUCAUGAAGUGAAACACUAUUUGAGAAUUAAAAUUUUAAAUGUAUUCUGAAGCAGAAUUGUAAGCUA